Paramecium sonneborni is the source of this 310-nucleotide messenger RNA. NCBI's taxonomy places the organism in Eukaryota, Ciliophora, Oligohymenophorea, Peniculida, Parameciidae. The record is from the annotation of a GenBank genome assembly.
AGUUAUUAAAUUAUAUUGAAUAAAUGGACACACCUAUAGGGAAAGAUCUAACGAAUUCAGUAAUAGGAAAAGUUUAUAAAUUGAUUAAGAGAAUAGGAAGUGGAGCUUUUGGAGAAAUCUAUUAAGUAACAAAAGGAAAAGAGGAUUAUGCAAUGAAAUUAGAAAGGAGUGAUACUAAACAUCCUUAAUUAUUUUUUGAAGCCAAGUUAUAUAGUUAUUUAUAAGGAUCUGAUAGUAGUGAUAAAGGUAUUUCAAAUAUUAAUUAAAAGUUAGGAAUCCCUAGAAUAUAUGGUUAAGGGACAGAUGGUGA